Molecule: messenger RNA, 2451 nt
Organism: Cladophialophora psammophila CBS 110553
Lineage: Eukaryota; Fungi; Ascomycota; Eurotiomycetes; Chaetothyriales; Herpotrichiellaceae
Exons: 4
Coding region: 1-2451 (816 amino acids)
Molecular function (GO): polygalacturonase activity
Source: RefSeq, a predicted model, not a curated record
AUGCAUUCUCCUCUUUCAGCUCUGUUUUUCACCCUUCUACACCUUUCGGUCCUCAUCAGGUCAUCAGUGGCGCAAUCCACUUACUGGCUCGCCAACAAGCCUAAUGUUGGACACGUCGCGUUUCAAGAUCCAAGUUAUCCAGUGUUUCGAAAUGUCAAAGAAUAUGGCGCCAUUGGGGACGGUUUACACGAUGAUUCUGAUGCUAUCAACCGAGCAAUCGCCGCUCCUGGAAAUCGCUGCGGCGGCGGCAAUGCAACGUACGGAUCGUUUUGUCAGUCCUCAACAAUUACGCCGGCGCUCGUCUAUUUUCCGCCGGGGACCUAUAAUGUCUCGAAGCCUUUGAUCAUGUACUACUUCACGCAAAUGGUAGGAGACGCUAUCAACCCGCCGACCAUUAGAGUUAGUUCAAACUUCACCAAUAUCAUAGGUUUGGCUGUAUUUGAUGCAGAUAUCUACAUCCCGUCCGGCAGCGGCGCUGAGUGGUAUGCCAACCAGAACAAUUUCUACCGCCAAGUUCGCAAUUUCAUCAUCGACAUGACAAAUGCCCCCUUGAAGACAGCUGGCAUACAUUGGCAGGUAGCUCAAGCCACGAGUCUGCAGAACAUUGUCAUCAACAUGGUGUCUAAGGACGUGGUGAACAAUCAGCAACAAGGGAUCUACAUGGAGAACGGCUCGGGAGGCUUCUUCUCCGACAUGGUCAUCACCGGCGGCUCUAUUGGAGCGUACCUUGGAAAUCAGCAAUUUACGACGCGGAAGAUACAGUUCGAUGGCUGUUCGACGGCGAUCAAAAUGAACUUCGACUGGGUGUGGCUGUUCUCCCAGAUUACGAUUACCAAUUCCGAUGUCGGGAUUGACAUGACCAGUGGCGGUUUCUCCAACCUUGCUGUCGGGUCUCUUCUCCUGAUCGAUAGCGUGAUAUCCGCGACUCAGGGGAUCCUGACACCCUAUGCCCCUGGCUUCAGCUCUCCCCAAGCCGCCGGGACUCUAGUCCUCGAGAAAGUCGACUUCACAGGGAGUGAGGUCGCCAUCUCUGCCGCUGGUGGCACUCAAGCAAGAACGAUUCUCGCUGGCCAACAGUUUGUCGAUCUCUGGGCUCAAGGGAAUGCUUGGACGACAGCGGGCCAAGCUCUGAACGGGCAGUUUUUCAACGGCACAACUUGUGUCUAUCAGAACGCUAGCCAGACCGCGUACACCGCGCAAGAGACGACGAUCCAAAGAGCCCUUGCGCCGAUUCCUCGACCUUCGUCGCUGGUCGAUAGUAACGGGCAAUAUGUCUACCGCGUCAAACCGCAAUAUGAGAACCUUCAAUGGUCUACGGGAUUCCUCAGCGCAAAAGCGAAUGGGCUCGUGGGUGAUGGGUCUACAGAUGACACGGCUGCGAUGCAAGCACUCUUUAACCUUGCCCAUACCACAGGGAAAGUUGUCUACUUCGACAGGGGGGCUUACAUCGUUUCGUCCACCAUUAAUGUUCCCACAGACGUCAAGGUCACCGGCGAACUCCUUAGCAUCAUCAUGGCUACGGGCCCCUUCUUUGGGGACCAAUUCAACCCGCAACCCAUGUGGAAGAUAGGCAAUCCUGGCGACGUUGGCACGGUCGAAAUCUCUGACCUCGUGUUCGAAGUCCAGGGGCCUUGUCCAGGUGCCAUUCUUAUUGAGUGGAACAUCAAAGCUGCUGGCCCCGCGUUAGCCGGCAUGUGGGAUGCGCAUUGGCGUAUAGGGGGCUCAGCAGGCACGAAUUUGCAACAGGACAAGUGUAUAAAGACACCCGCAACGCCGAUUGCGGGAUCGAAUUCAGUCUUGACGGACUGCAUCGGCGCGUUUCUGCUGUUGCAUGUUACAAGCCAGGCCGAUGGCUACUUUGAAAAUAUUUGGGGAUGGGUUGCGGACCACGAGUUAGACUUGGCAGAUCGGCAGCAAAUUUAUAUUUUCAAUAAGGGUGGCUUUCUCAUCGAAUCACAAGGCCCUGUGUGGCUCUAUGGCACCGCCGCCGAACACUCGGUCAUGUAUGACUACCAGUUUGUCAAUGCGAAGAACGUCUUCAUGGGCCACAUCCAACACGAGACGGCGUAUUUCCAGGGCAAUCCCAACGCCCUUGUCCCGUUCACUCCACAAGCCUCAUGGCACGACCCAGACUACUCGGACUGCGUGCAAACAAACUGCGCACGAACGUGGGGCCUCCGGUUCGUCAACUCGAGCCAGAUUUUCAUGUACGGCGGCGGGCUGUACAAUUUCUUCGAGAAUUGGAACACGCAGGCGUGCUUGGGCACGGAGAGCUGUCAGGAAAGGAUGGUGGACUUUCGGAAUUCAACCGAUAUCUACCUCUGGGCGCUGAGCACCAAAGGAUCGCAGUUCAUGAUUAGCUAUGAGGGGACGGACGUGGUACCGUAUAGUGUGAACAAGGCGAAUUUCUGUGAGACGGUUGCGCUUUUUGAGCUGGCAAGUGAGCAGUAA